Molecule: messenger RNA, 1798 nt
Organism: Anolis carolinensis (green anole)
Lineage: Eukaryota; Metazoa; Chordata; Lepidosauria; Squamata; Anolidae
Gene: sord
Product: sorbitol dehydrogenase
Exons: 9
Coding region: 64-1143 (359 amino acids)
Biological process (GO): D-sorbitol catabolic process
Molecular function (GO): zinc ion binding; L-iditol 2-dehydrogenase (NAD+) activity
Source: RefSeq, a predicted model, not a curated record
CGGCUGAAGGGGCCCAGGGGUUUCUCGUUCCAAGGCGGAGGAGGAGAAGCAGCAGCAGCAGCCAUGGCAGCUUCGGGGAAGAGCGGGAAGGGCAACCUCUCUGUGGUGGUGCACCGGGCCGGAGACCUGCGCCUGGAAGAUCGACCAGUCCCUGAACCGGGACCUAAUGAAGUGCUUCUAAAGAUGCAUUCUGUCGGGAUCUGCGGCUCUGAUGUGCACUAUUGGCAGCAUGGACGGAUUGGAGAUUUUGUUGUGAAGAGCCCAAUGGUGCUGGGCCACGAGGCCUCAGGAACAGUUGUCAAAGUGGGAUCUGCAGUAACACAUUUAAAAAAUGGUGACAGAGUGGCAAUUGAACCUGGGGUUCCCCGGGAAAAGGAUGAGUACUGCAAAACGGGGCGCUACAACCUCUCCCCAACCAUCUUCUUCUGUGCAACCCCUCCAGACGAUGGAAACCUGUGCCGCUAUUACAAGCAUGAUGCCAGCUUUUGCUACAAGCUUCCAGAUAAUGUUACGUUUGAAGAAGGAGCCCUCAUUGAGCCCCUUUCUGUUGGGAUCCAUGCUUGCAGAAGGGCUGGAGUGACUCUGGGAAGCAAAGUUUUCAUUUGUGGUGCUGGUCCUAUUGGGCUUGUGACUUUGCUGAUCGCUAAGGUAAUGGGAGCUUCACAAGUUAUUAUAAGUGAUCUAAGUGCCUCUCGUCUUGAAAAGGCUAAGGAAAUUGGGGCUGAUUUCACCAUCCAGGUAAAAGGCGAAAGCCCCGAGGAAUUGGCCCAGGCGGUGAAAAAUGCACUUGGUUGCAUGCCUGACAUCACGCUGGAGUGCACUGGAGCUCAGGCCUGUAUCCAAACUGGAAUAUAUGCGACCCGUUCUGGUGGGACUCUGGUUUUGGUGGGCCUUGGCCCUGAAAUGGUCACAGUGCCCAUUGUGAACGCUGCUGUCCGAGAAGUGGAUAUCCGGGGGAUAUUUCGAUAUUGCAAUACGUGGCCCAUGGCGAUUGCGAUGCUUGCAAGCAAAAAAGUGAAUGUCCAGCCAUUGGUCACCCAUCGCUUUCCUUUAGAAAAAGCUCUGGAUGCUUUCGAAGCCACCAAAAAAGGCAUUGGGAUAAAAAUCAUGCUGAAGUGUGAUCCCAGUGACCAGAAUCCAUAAAAUACAAAUGAGCAAACAAGAAUGCUCCAUCCUACUUCUUCUAGUGAAAAUGGGGUACUUAGAUUUUGUUAGGAACUAAGAAAAGUGCCUGGUUUGACCUCUGGUUAUGAUUCUAAAUGGGAAGGAGGGAUCUAGCUUAGUCUUCUAGCUGUGUAUGCAUUUGAAAAGGGAAGCACUGUUUAGAUAUGAAGUUCAGCCCUGUGAAAUCGGCCUCCCACAAUUCCUAACGGUGCUUUUGACCUAAGCCUGUGCCUUCUAUGACUAUUGUAGGAAAAGGCACUUCCUCAUAAUAUUAAACCCCUGAAGGGCAUGUCGACAUGUUUCGGCAAGCAGCUGGCUUAGAGACACGGCUGUAAUUUUAAAGUGCAGAAGGAUUUACUCCCAAAUCCCAGGUCUUCCACAAGGGCCUAGGGGCAGAAACCACUAACAACAUAUUUCACUCCAAGUCCCAUUAUACUGAUCCUGCCUUUCAAUCAUCUAGCUCUGUUGACAGAUCGUCUAAGCCAUCACCAGGAAACAGGUCCAGGCAGGGCUGGGCAGAAGGGUUUCAGGUACUGCACGGUUUGACUCUUCCAAGUACAGUACUAAUUUUUCAGAAUUGCUACUGUCCUUUAAACUCAGGGUAACUUGGAAAUAAAGUCAUUCUAUUGAGUAA